AAUCAUUUCACAGCAACAGAGGAAGCAGCAGCGCAGCGUGUUCCGUCCGUGGAUGAGGACGAUGAGACUCGUUUGAAAACAGAACAAAAGUGGAUUUUACUGUGAAUGUACUUACUGGGUUUUCCACACAUCGAGAUCGAGAGAAAGGUUGAUGUUAUGAUGAGAGCGUGAGCUGGUUCACAGCUGAUUAAUUUUAACGCUUCGGAAAGUGCUCAGCAGAUCUAAAGAGAGAGUAAUAACACAAAACAACAUGACGUCCACCGAAGAGCCGUCUGGCACGGUCCUGCACCGACUCAUCCAGGAGCAGCUACGCUAUGGAAACCCCACGGACACCCGUACCUUGUUAGCCAUCCAGCAGCAGGCUCUGCGUGGAGGCAGUGGGAGCAACAGUGGACCCAGCAGUGGAGGAGACAUGGGCAGGAGUCCACGAUCCUCUCUGGAGAGUCUCAACCAGGAGGACCCUAUGUUCCCCCAGCUCUCUGCGAGGCAGGAGCCUCAGGGCCAGGAGCACCAGGGAGACUACCACCACUCAGAAAGUGGUUAUCAGCUCUACCAGCUGCACGGAGAGGAGCUGCCAACGUAUGAGGAGGCCAAAGCGCAAUCUCAGUAUCUUGCCUCUCACUGGACCUCCACGGGCCCAAUCAGGCAACUCCACGAAGGGAAGCUCCUUCAUGAGGGGGUCUUCCACGAGGAGGGAGAUAUGGUGGAGCCCAAGUGCAGCCAUGUGCGGUCGCUCAGUGAGCAUCGUAUGCAGAUAUCUCUGGAGAGGAACGAUGCAGCCUUUAAAGCAGAGACACUAAACAGCGCCUCGCACAGUUACCCCGAGCUGCCUUACUACAGCCCACCAACCCACCAGAGCACAGGGCUGAGUUUGGGCAAACAUAGCCCCCCUCCAGAUUACUCAGUCCCUGUUCAGGGUCAAGGAUUUAUCCCUCACCAGGUCCAGGAGCCAGUGCAGGCACAGCAGCACAGGUAUGUACAGUCAGGCCAGCCGGCUGAAGUCUCCUGCUACACGUUCUCCAGCCUGCCACCUGCUGGUUUGGAGGAGCCCAACCAGGUGGAACUGCUGCUGAUGGAGAAUGAGAGGUUGAGGCAAGAGCUGGAGGCACACAAGGAGAAAAGUGGCCGUAUUGAGAAGCUGGAGCAGGAGAUCCAGCGAAUUUCAGAGGCCUAUGAGACACUGAUGCAGGGCAGCAGUAAGAGAGAGAACCUCGAGCAGACACUGAGGAGGCGGCUGGUGUCUGAGAUCAGGAGGCUGCAGGAUUUCAACAGAGACCUCAGAGAAAACCUGGAAAAUGCCAGGACGCAUGUUGCAAAAGAAGUUCAAGCAGCCGACCAUAAUCAGCACAUCAUGGCCAAACUCCUUGAACAAAAUGAGGAGCAGAACUUCGAGCGGGAGCGCGUAGAGCGAGAGCUGCAGCGCUUGCGAACCACGGCGGAGGAGCAGAGCCUCAGGGCCAAGCGACUUGAUGAGGCCUUGGAGGCGGCUCGAGGACGAGGCCGUCAGCUUGAGGAGGAGUUGAGGAGGAAGAGAGCAUAUGUGGAGAAGGUGGAGAGGCUUCAGAGUGCUUUGGCUCAGCUACAGUCCACCUGUGAGAAGAGGGAGAGUCUUGAGAUGAAGCUGAGGACACGACUUGAGCAGGAGCUGAAGAGUCUGAGGGCGCAACAGAGGCAAACCCAGCCACCAGGAGUGACCAUGAGCUCCCUCCAAGAGCGUCUGCGUGAGCGGGAGGAGCGAAUCCUAGCACUUGAGGCCGACAUGGUGCGCUGGGAGCAGAAGUACUUGGAGGAAAGCACCAUGAGGCAGUUUGCCAUGGAGGUGGCUGCCACUGCUGCUGCGCAGAGAGACACCACCAUCAUUAACCACUCCCCCUGCCACUCCUCUAACAACAGUUUCAACGAAGACCUGCCAGUUGCUGACUACAGGAAUCAAGAGAUGGAGAACAGGAUCCGUGCUCUUUACGCUCAGAUCUUAGAAAAGGACGCAGUGAUCAAGAUCCUCAACCAGCGGUUGCAUCAGGACCAGGGGCGGAAGGAUGAGCAAAAUCCCCGAACAAGUCACCUGAACAUAGCGGGGGCACCUCUCCGACCGGCCUCUUCCACCCCCUCCAUCUGCACCUUCAAGAGUAACACAAAGACUAGAGGUAAGAGUCUUUCCGAUGAUCAGACUUUGCCAAACCGUCAGUUCUCUGCUCAAUCAGAACCUGGAACAUUAGAGCGGCACACGGAGGGAACCAACCCCAAAGAGGCCACCGGCACAACUAAGCUCCACAGUGACAAGGCAGCUCCUAAGAAGUUGCUAUUAAACCCUUUCAGAGGCCUGGAAGAGCUGGAGUCGGAGGCAGUGGAGAUCUUCAUUUAAAAAGGACUGAGGAGUGGAUUUUAAAUGAGGGGUGAAAAGCAAUUCUGAGAAUCUGUGAAGAGUGUCUUUACAUAGUGAAUGGAAGAAAAUAUUGGAUGCAAGAAUGUUUGUGUAAAGAGGCCAAAGCACGAAAAAAAAGGACUGUUUUCACUUUUAAGAGACAGAGCUGUGCUCCGACACAUUUACUCUCAGUAAGCUAAGGCAGCUGCAGGCAGUCUGCCCGGCUGAGGGAGAGAACGAUGAAUCUUCUGAGGUACUUGGACAGUAUUGUGGAUUGUAAUAGGGCAACAUGUUCUCAGAAGGUGUAUGCCGGAAUAUUUAUAUAAAUAUAUAUAUUGAUAUUGAUAUAUUAUUGCUGCUCCCCUUGUAUAUUCCCUCUUUAUCU
Molecule: messenger RNA, 2747 nt
Organism: Solea senegalensis (Senegalese sole)
Lineage: Eukaryota; Metazoa; Chordata; Actinopteri; Pleuronectiformes; Soleidae
Product: angiomotin-like 2a
Exons: 11
Coding region: 251-2362 (703 amino acids)
Biological process (GO): establishment of cell polarity involved in ameboidal cell migration; actin cytoskeleton organization; angiogenesis
Cellular component (GO): bicellular tight junction; cytoplasmic vesicle; plasma membrane
Source: RefSeq, a predicted model, not a curated record